UGAUUUGUCUGAGCCUGUUAAAUAUGUAACCAGAGAAGAUGUUUGUCAGCUUAUAUUUUAACAGCAGUUUGGAUGUUGUGGGUUAAUGGGACAGUAUUAUUAUAACUUUGGUGCAAUAGUGCAGUUAAUGGAAUGCUUAAUAGCUGAGGAUGGAGUUGGAACACUCAUGUCUUUGGGAGGCCAUGAAGCAUGGUGGAUAGCAAAGUGCUUUUGCUAUCCCAGGGGGUCUAACUGGCUUAACAUGUCCUUGAGGUUAAUAUCUCAUUUUUCCUACCAUUUCCUUGAAUAAAUAAGUCAUCUGGCUAUAUUACACUGAUAACUGAAAUUUGCCAAUAUACAGUACAUUAUAAUGUAGUUAAAGCCCAUUAGUAAUUCCCCUCUUAAGAAUACUGAGCCAGCAAUUCUGAUUAAUCUGUUUUGUGACAAACUCUGGGAUGGAAGGAACUAAAAAAUCAUACAUUUGUGUCUCUUAUAAUAAUUAAUACAACAAUCCUUUAAACAUUAUUUCAGAAAUCUUCUCCUGCUUGAAAACAUCUCAAGAUUUGCAUCUUCACUACUCAGCUGUUGAAAGAAACAACUUAAUGAGACUUGCUCAGACUAUACCAUUUACACCAGUCCAGCUCUUUGCUGGAGAGGAAGUGACAGUCUAUCAGCUAGAAGAAAGUUCACCUAUGAAUCUUGAUAAAAGCAUGUCUUCCUGGUCCCAGUGUGGCACGACUGCAAUGAUCCAAGUCCUGUCGCGGGAGGAGAUGGAUGGGGGCCUGCGGAGGGCCAUGAAGGUCAUUUGUACUUGGUCUGAGAGUGAUGUAUUAAAGUUGGGACAAGUAUUUAUUGUGAAGUCUUUCCUGCCAGAGGUGGUUCAAACUUGGCAAAAGAUCUUUCACCAUGGCACAGUAUUACAUCUCUGUCUGAGGGAGAUUCAACAGCAAAGGGUUGCCCAGAAGUUAAUCUAUACCUUCAACCAAGUGAAACCUCAUACUAUUCCCUAUACUCCAAGGUUCCUGGAAGUUUUCCUCAUCUACUGCCAUUCAGCAAACCAGUGGCUGACCAUUGAGAAGUACAUGACUGGUGAAUUUCGGAAGUACAACAACAACAAUGGAGAUGAGAUUACUCCCAUCAGCCUGCUGGAAGAGAUGAUGCUGGCCUUUUCUCACUGGACCUAUGUCUACACCCGUGGGGAACUCCUUGUUCUGGAUUUGCAAGGUGUUGGGGAAAAUCUUACAGAUCCAUCUGUGAUUAAACCUGAAGACAAAAAGUCUGGAAAGAUGGUAUUUGGACCAGCAAACCUAGGAGAAGAUGCAAUAAGAAACUUCAUUGCAAAGCAUCGCUGUAAUUCUUGCUGCAGAAAGCUGAAACUUCCCGAUUUGAGAAGAAGUGACUACACAUUGGAAACUGUUGGUCCGGCCUUAGAAACAGAAAUGGAAACAAGCACCAAAGAAGCGGAUAAUGCAGACGAGCCUUCUGAGUAUGACACACAGCUGUGAAGCAGAGCCCAUGUGUUUGCAUGCUUGAAAACCUGCCCCUUAUCACUGCCAAAGGUCUGUCCAAAAUCACAAAGUACAGGCGACUGAGUGCAGCAUCUGUCUGCCCUUGCUAGACCCUACAAACAAGGAAUGAGAAAAAUCAGCCCUUCCAUGCUCUUGUGCUGGUCUUUCUUGUACAGACCAAUGAACUACUGGGAGCAGGUCACCCCUUAGCUGGGUAAACCGUCCCAUCAGUGCCUUUUUUUUUAAUCAUGGUUCCAAACUGUGUUUUCUUAGGAAAACGACUGUGACAAGUUUAUUUCCCAGUGGUUUGUUUCUCCUUCUGCUCUUUAGUAAAUAAAUGAAUGUAUACACAUGUGCAAAUCAUUCAUUUUCAGUCAGAGCCCAUUCAGCCCUGUGCUUACUUAUUCUUGGGCAUAGAAGGCUCUCCAGGAAAUUGCAGAAAUACUACUUUCUCUUUAUUAUUGAUUUUGAUUCAGAGACAAACCAAGAAUAUGUGAGCAAUGAAUUAAUGGUUUAAACAGUACUCAUGACAGUUAGACUGAAAAAUUUUGUAGGAACUUCAUCUUGAAAUCUUUUCACAUACCAAUAAAAAGUUGUCCAAUAAAGGAGCAGAUUAUUGGGCCCACAAGCAUGGGAUUUUCUCAUUUUGAGUUGAUGAAGUUGAUUAUUCUGUGGUCCUUAAUACAAACAUAAAGAACAACCUUGAAUGUGACAUUUGACUUUCAGGACCUGCCUUUCUUUAUAAUAUUUUAGUUUCUGAAUGAUUUAAAGUUGCAAAUGGAAGAAAGAUUUUAGAAGUCACAAAGAAUAAUAUGUUCCAUUUGGUGUUUAACUUGUCAAUGUCAGGCUGAACGUAGGACUGUUGCCUAACAGUGGUGCAAUUAUAUUUGGCAGCAUCCACAUUUGUUUCUGUCGAUGUCCUCUGAUUACAGCUGAAGUUCAGAAAACAGAAUAAUCAAUCUGUGCAAUACGAUUUUGUAGAGUAAAGAUUGAAGUGUUCAGCAGAAAUAUUUCUAAUACAACUCGUGUUCUAAUACAGAUCACACCAUUAAAGUGACUUUGUACUUUCAUGUUGAGAAAAAAACCUAAUAUUCAAAUGUCAGUCAUUAGAAAACUUUAUACUUGAAUUAAAAAAAAAAUAACAUUUCCACUAAAGCUGACAGUAAAUUUUAAGGUGU
This is a messenger RNA of Corvus hawaiiensis (hawaiian crow), 2665 nucleotides long. RefSeq names its product transient receptor potential cation channel subfamily M member 6 (gene TRPM6). Gene Ontology annotation, molecular function: protein serine/threonine kinase activity; ATP binding. Lineage: Eukaryota; Metazoa; Chordata; Aves; Passeriformes; Corvidae. The transcript is spliced from 8 exons. The coding region runs from base 582 to 1484 and encodes 300 amino acids. The record is from RefSeq and is a predicted model, not a curated record. Gene Ontology annotation, biological process: protein phosphorylation.